UCGGCAGUUGAAUAGUAAAACUAUCUGACUCACGAGUUGAGUUGCCUAAAGUGGAGUUUAAAAUCUUGUCCUCUCAAAGUGGCAGGAGGUUUGCAAACGAUGACCAACUGAAAACGGUCGUUGAUCUUACCCCGCCAAACUCCCUGACAUACAUAUAAAGUGCAGGUACGAUUUCACAUAUGCACAAUAAACACCCCCACUCCUAAAAAGGCUUAAUAAAUUUUCUUCCUUAUUUCAGAGGCCGUGCCAGCGAUCAAGAUGCCUAUGCCAGACGAUGAGUGGGAAGAGGUUAUCCAGACGGUGCCGUCCGUGGAUGAACCAUUCAUCCAGAAAUACCUCAGCGGACGAGAAGCAUUAAUCGCCCAAGAAAAGAAGCAACGUAGCGACUAUGCAUUCCGCCAAUCCCUCUCCCCCAUCGCCCGCGAUGCCUGCGCAAUCGUCUCCCGCAUCCGCGACGAGGAGCGCGACACGAUCUGGACACCGCAGCUCGACGCCGCCGUGGCAUGCGAGAGCGAGACGGCCGCAUACCCCGGUAUGAUGUUCGGCCUUGCGAAGGAGACAAUGGAGAAGACGCGACUGUGGAAGAUAAUCAGACAGAUGCCCAAGGGUGCGCUGCUGCACGCGCAUAUGGACGCUAUGGUCGAUUUCGACUUUCUGAUUGACGAGCUGAUGCGGACGCCGGGGAUGUGUAUUUUUUGCGAGACGGAUUUGGCGACGCCGGAGAAGGCGGAGAAUGGGAUGUUGAGGUUCUGCUUUAAGAGUGCGGCGCCGAAGGAGACGGAUAUUUGGAAGGCGGAUUAUAAUAGUAAUGAUCCGGUGCUGGUGACGAGGGCGGCGGAGCUACAUCCUGGUGGCAGCGAGGGAUUUAUAAAGUACCUGAAGAACAGGUUUACGAUUUCGAGAGAGGAGAGCUUGCAACACCACCACGGUGUAGACCAUGUCUGGAGGAGAUUCCAGUCGAUUUUCGGCAUGCUUGCUGGUCUUACGUCUUACGAGCCGAUUUUCAGGGCAUUCUUGCAGAGGAUGAUGCAUCUCCUGAAUGCAGAUGGAGUCAAGUGGGUUGAUUUACGACUUGCUUUCGCAUUCCAGUUCCACAAAGAGGGGAAGGAGACCCCAGAAAAGGGGUACGUCGGAAUGUUCAAAGUCCUCGGCGAGGAAGUCGAGAAAUUCAAGGCAUCGGAAGAGGGCAAGGGGUUUUGGGGGUUGAGGAUGAUCUGGACAGGUCUCAGGAGAUUGGACCUCAGGUGGGUUAUCGAGGAUAUGGAUAACUGCAUCGAGGUUAAGCUGGCGUAUCCUCACCUAAUCUGUGGCUAUGAUCUCGUCGGCCAAGAGGACAUGGGAAGGCCACUGAAGGAGAUCUUGCCUGAGCUCUUCUGGUUCCGCAAGCAGUGUGCUGAUGAAGGAGUCAACAUUCCCUUCUUCUUCCACGCAGGAGAGACGUUGGGUGACGGCAACGAUACGGAUCAAAACAUCUUUGAUGCCAUUCUUCUUGGAACCCGCAGAAUUGGACACGGAUUCUCACUCUACAAGCAUCCGCUUCUCAUCGACAUGGUGAAGGAGAAGAAGAUUCUCAUCGAAAGUUGCCCCAUUAGCAACGAAGUAUUGCGCCUCUGCACCUCGAUCAUAUCCCACCCGCUCCCUGCGCUCCUUGCUCGUGGCGUGUCUUGCUCACUCUGCAACGAUGACCCUGCGAUCCUUGGUCAAGAUACCGCUGGUUCGACGCACGACUUCUGGCAGGCUCUUCAAGGGUGGGACAACCUUGGUCUAGCAGGUCUGGGCUCGUUGGCAGAGAACAGCGUUCGGUAUGCGGCAUUCGAGGAUCAGACCAACGCCGAGUGGCUCGAGGGCAUCAAGCAGGGCACUCUGGGCCAAAGUGUUAGGGGAGAGAGAAUGCGGGAGUGGGCGCUUGAGUGGGAGAAGUUCUGCCUUUGGAUCGUGACGGAGUAUGGGGAUGAUGCAGCUAGUAAGGCUUAAUGUGUGGGUUUAUUGGCGUCUUGGGAGCGGACCAGGGGACAAGGAAUAUUCAUCAUAGAUGGAUCCCCAUAUUUCAACACUUGGGGAUGUAGAAUUUGUUACUGUUAAAAUAUUAUCCAAAACAAAUAUGAUGACGUCUAUGUGAUAUGAUGGCCUGUAUGUCGAUACCUAGAAUUUCGGACCCCGUAUUUGUAAG
Pseudogymnoascus verrucosus is the source of this 2170-nucleotide messenger RNA. RefSeq lists its product as uncharacterized. Lineage: Eukaryota; Fungi; Ascomycota; Leotiomycetes; Thelebolales; Thelebolaceae. Gene Ontology annotation, molecular function: adenosine deaminase activity. The transcript has 2 exons. Gene Ontology annotation, biological process: adenosine catabolic process; inosine biosynthetic process. The coding region runs from base 259 to 1974 and encodes 571 amino acids. The record is from RefSeq and is a predicted model, not a curated record.